Megachile rotundata (alfalfa leafcutting bee) is the source of this 459-nucleotide messenger RNA. RefSeq lists its product as uncharacterized. The record is from RefSeq and is a predicted model, not a curated record. Lineage: Eukaryota; Metazoa; Arthropoda; Insecta; Hymenoptera; Megachilidae.
AUGUCACGAAGGAAAUUUGAUAAUUCAUCAGAUGAAUCUGAUAUACAAUACUAUCGAAGAAAAAGGCCACGACCUAUUUGCUAUACUUCAGAUGAGAAUAUGUCAGGACAAGAAUUUAAAGCAGAAUGGCACGUAAUACAAACAACACAAACGGAAAAAGAAGUGACAGAAGAAGUUCGUGGGCUAGACGCGGAACUUCUAAUCGAAAACAUUAAUUGCAAUGAUCCCAUGGAAAUAUAUAAACUAUUCGUAACCGACAGCAUAAUUCAAUUUAUGGUCCAACAAACAAACAAAUAUGCUAUGCAAAAUAGCACUGCUAAAAAAACAAAAAAACAUCAGAGUUCCUGGAUACCUGUUUCAAUAGGCAAAAUGAAGGCUUUUCUCGGUGUAUUAUUAAUUAUGGGUGUCGUCCAAAUGCCAAACAUUAGAUUAUAUUGGUCUAAGAACAGUAUAGCUUAG